Molecule: messenger RNA, 3132 nt
Organism: Amphimedon queenslandica
Lineage: Eukaryota; Metazoa; Porifera; Demospongiae; Haplosclerida; Niphatidae
Exons: 10
Coding region: 170-2749 (859 amino acids)
Source: RefSeq, a predicted model, not a curated record
CGCUAGCCAGACCAUUCCCCAGCCUACAGUCAUUGGGGUGGACGGCGGGGAAGGGUCUGGUACACUCUUUAAUGUAGUUUUGUUCUCCCGUCCAAAAGUGGACGUGACCAAUGAAAAUCCUUGAAGCUAACUCGUCAUAAUUUGUCACAUAGAUAUCACAUGAUAUAAGAUGGCGGAUUUUUGCUUGGCUUGUGGUGGAACACUUGUAAAAGGAUCUAGGGCAUCUGCCAGUGAUAUUUCGGUACUUUUGAAGCGAUUACUCACAAAGAGACUAGAAGAGAACCAUAUGGAAGCUGAUUUGGACUCUAUUAUUAGCUGUUCUUGCGUCUGUAGGGCCUGUUUUAAAUCAUAUACCACCCACCAAGAGAAAGAAGAACGCCUUUUUGCAGCAACAGCCAAUUCUGUCAAUGGCAUUGAGUCAGUAAGCAGCAGUCCCAAUCCUGUCACUCCUAUGAGGAGAGUUGCUUCCAGUAUUGACAGUGAUCUUAUGUCAGCAACCAAAAGAAGAUGUGCAAAUAGCGAGACAAAUAGUGAUGACUCUCCACCAAUUGUAGUUGGAAUUGGCUAUAAAAGUGGAAGCAAGUCAUAUAAUCAAACGAGUCCUCAAAGAAAGAAUUUUAUUAGUAAGCUUGCAAGGUCUGGUGACAGUGCUAAGAGUGUUGCACGUGAAGCAUUAAAUGAUCUUGAGGUUAGAAAGUACCUAGCUGUUGGAAUUGGGAAGCUCAUAAAAACCGAGAUCAAGACUCUCUGUAGUGAACGUGUUGACUCUGUUCAGCGUUCAUCAAGUAAAGAUGAUAUUCUGUCUUUCCCUUGGGCAAGGAUUUUAGAUGAAGUUAAGCAACACUGCCCACUGCUGCUCUCUUUUAUGUUAGCAAGCACUGAUACAAAGGCACAAAGGCCAAAUCGUGUACAUCUAAUUUGUACUAUUGUGUGCAUGUUGUCAAAGUAUCAUUAUUGUCGUAUGUCCCUUCUACAGAAACUUGUGUCGGCUAUAAUGUAUGCUGGUCACUGUGGAACAAUGGUUUAUAGGAGACUCCAGCAACUAUCGAUAUGUAUGGGCAAAAAUGCUAUUUACACUCUCAUAACUUCUCUUGGUCAAGAUUAUGACUCCAAUGUAAAGACUUGGCAAUCAAGUCUUUUAUCACGCACACAAACUCAAGAUCAAAUGAACAGUAGUGAUAUGCCAUCAAUGUUAGAAUUUUGUGAUAACAGCAGCGAUGAUGAAGACUUACAUGUAGCUAAUGAUCUGCAUGUACAUUAUGUUGAUACUUUCUUGAACAAUGAAACUUCAGAAGAAAAUGACCAUAAUGGGACUACUAUAGAAGACGGGAUUGAGGAAACAGAGUCUGUUGUUUCUAGAGCAUCCACUCCCAAUCCGCCUACAUUUUCUGAUAUAUCAAACAAUCUAGAUACUUGUAACUUUGAUGAAGAUGUUAGUGAAAGUCAUAAAGAUCCCUGGAAUGGAUUUAAGAUUGUAGGUGAUAAUAUCAACAUCACAAUUAAUCCAAGGCAUAUGAGAGUAGAUGAAAAAGCCAAAUCGUUACACUUCUUUCACUGCUAUGCUGUACGUGAUCGCAUUGAUCUUUCUGGAGCAUCUGAAGAUCCUAAUCCGUUUCUUCACAAGGAACUGUGUGAGCUACCAGUCACUGACUUGCUACCAACUGCAUCUGAUGAUAUUUCCCUUUUGUCUAACCUAUCUGUCUUGAUUGGAAGAAUCCUUGUGAAGGAGUUACCAUACUUUACCAGAUCGUUCGAUUGUGCCACUACUGAUCACAUUACACACACGUACUAUGAUGAAAUGGCAGUAAAGUCAAUGACAGAACCGUUAGGUAUCAUUCUAAAGAAUGAGAACGUGUUGGAAGACAUGAUUGAGAUUUUACUACACCUCAAUGAAUAUGUGCCAUGUCAUACUCAAACUGCACUUGAUUGCGUAACACAGCUUGAAGUAACUGCUGAUGCAAUUCAUGAAAUUCUACUUGGAGGCGACCAACUUACCAGAAAGAGGGUUGAAAGUGCUAAAGAGGGCAGGAAGAAUGAUGUCAGUUUGUUCACAAGAUUAAAGGGAUUCAUUCCUGUGACUGAAGAUUGGCAUGCUAAGAAGAUAUUUCUUGAAAUGAUUUGGAAAUGGCUCUACAACACCAAAAGCUUCCUAGAUAAAGGUACUUUGUGUCAUCUGAGGAAUGUGAUCGACCGUAGGAAUAUUUCAGCAACAGCUGCUGAUGAUUUUAAUGCCUGUGACGAUUUUUUCACCAGUGUUGUCCAGUGCCAUGUUGUAGCUGCUGCAAUGAACCAUCUGGAAAUGAAUGAUCGUAGUGAUAUGCCAGUCCAUCCAUUGUUGCAUGACGGUUUGUGGUCAGAGGACAGUGAGAAGCGAAAGGAUGUGUUGAAUGAAGUAGCAAAGGAGAUUGCCUUGUCCUACAUGGACAUUUUUGCCCACCACAAUUUAGAGGAUGACAUCGAUGAUGAUAAUGUCAAGAAGUAUGCAGUAGAAGUAUUGUCUCAAGGGAUGUUGUACAUGGAGUAUAGUGAUAGUAUAAGAGAAGGUGAUGGAGAAUGGAUAUUACGUUGCUGGAGGUAUCUGAUGCUUAUUUUUAAGGCACGAAGACGUACCAAUUAUAGUAUUGAAGCAUUUAAUCUACUUGCGCAAUACCAUUUCUUUUUAUCACAAAGACAAGGACUUCAACUACUAUGGUCUCGUACUAUUAAUAUUCAUGGUGUACCGGGACACAACAUUCCUUGUGACAUGUAAAUGGAGCACCUGAAUAGAGUAUGUAAGGAGGCUGUAAGGACACUAUCGGCUAACAAAACACCACAAGCCAUACAGCGUGCUGCUAAAUGUGUUGGUGUAAUUGAUGCUUUACUGGAUGACUAUGACAGGCAGUUAAGUUUAAAGGAGAUAUCUGGAAAGCAUACUGUUGCCAGCACAGAAAAGGAUAAUGAAAUCCUCUUGCAGCAUUUGCUGGAAGCCGAAAUAUUUUCUUACCACAAAGGAAGGGCACAUUCCUGUUUCAAAAACAUACCAAUCAACAUCAUUUCAUCAAUGAAGCAUAGUGACAAAGUCAGGAAAUGGAUGAUUGACCAGUUACACUUACUUAGAAACACAAUAGUUUAUUAAAAUUUUUUAUUAAAUAA